Molecule: messenger RNA, 1610 nt
Organism: Labrus bergylta (ballan wrasse)
Lineage: Eukaryota; Metazoa; Chordata; Actinopteri; Labriformes; Labridae
Gene: stx12
Product: syntaxin 12
Biological process (GO): vesicle-mediated transport; intracellular protein transport; vesicle fusion
Cellular component (GO): SNARE complex; endomembrane system; postsynaptic recycling endosome
Molecular function (GO): SNAP receptor activity; SNARE binding
Source: RefSeq, a predicted model, not a curated record
CCUUACGCCAUUACGUCAUCACGGAUCAGGAAGAACUCCGGUGUCUUGACGGAAGAACGUUACGCCUAUGUGUUUAUUGUAAACGGCCAAAUACGCAGCCAAAGUCCGACCCCCAACGCACACUCCAGCAGACAUGUCGUACGGCAAAGCAGAGACGUACCACCCCGUCCCUCGGGACUUCAACAGCCUCAUACAGACCUGCAGCACCAACAUCCAGAAGAUCACACAGAACACUGCUCAGAUAAAGAGCAUGGUGAGCCAGCUGGGAACCAGACAGGACAACAGUGAACUCCAGGACCGUCUGCAGCAGAUUCAGCACUACACCAACCAACUGGCUAAAGAGACCAACAAACACCUGAAGGAGCUCGGCUCCAUCCCGCUGCCCACAUCGCCCUCAGAGCAGAGGCAGCAGAAGAUCCAGAGAGAUCGACUGAUGAACGAUUUCUCUGCAGCUCUGAACAACUUCCAGGCCAUCCAGCGCCGUGCAGCAGAUAAGGAGAAAGAGUCUGUGGCCAGAGCGAGAGCUGGAUCCCGUCUGUCGGCUGAAGACACUUCUCGAGAUGAGAAACUCGUUUCCUUUGAUAACCAAGACGACUGGGGUCAGAUGACGGCUCAGACGGAGGAGGCGGCCAUCACAGAGGAGGACCUGGAGCUCAUCAAGGAGAGAGAGACCAACAUCAGGCAGCUGGAGUCUGACAUCCUGGAUGUGAACCAGAUCUUCAAGGACCUGGCUGUGAUGAUCCACGAUCAGGGAGAGAUGAUCGACAGCAUCGAGGCAAACGUAGAGAACGCUGAGGUGCACGUAGAGCGAGGAACAGAGCAGCUGCAGAGAGCCGCCCACUACCAGCAAAAGUCCAGGAAGAAGAUGUGCAUCCUCGCCAUGGUGUGCUCCAUCGUGCUCGUCAUACUCGGCAUCAUCAUCUGGCAGGCUACAGUGAACUGACUCCGCCCAACUUAUGUGUCACUGCUAUAUUUUACCCCGCCCCCUCCCACCUGCAAUACCUGCUUGGAAUCACCAGAAGAAGAGGCCAGUCAGCGAGGACGGAAUCAGUCAGAUGUGAUCGAGCCUGAUUUUGUAAAUAAUCUGAAAACAUCAGAUUCCCUGUGAGAUGAAGGAUGGAGGCCUGAGGUGGAGCAGGGGAGCGAUCUAAGAUAUAUGAGAUUCCUUAAUUUGCUUCGUUCAUUCUUCUUUACUGCACUAACACUGGCUGUCACAGUAUUUCAAAUGUCAAAAAAAAAAUGUUCUCGGGUUGACUUCAGAGCAGGUUUAAUGAAAAAAAGAAACACGUCUCGUUAAAGUAAAAGAAUCUGUGGUUUUUAGGGGCUGUAAAUUAUUUUUCUGUUCGGUCGUUGAUGCUGCUCUAACAUGCCGGGGGGGGAGGGGUUGGGCGGGUGUCUGACUCCUGGUCGUAAUGGAAGCAUAGGAUGUAAUAUACAUGUUAAAAAAUGAAAACAUUAAAUCCAUGUCUGUAAAUAUUCCACAGUGCUGCGAUAUACUCUGAACAUUAUGGAUGAUGAUAAAUAAUGACACUAUCUCUGGAUGAAACGUCGAACAUUUUUAUUGAUUUCUAUGACUCCUGACGAGAAGCGUAAUAAAUGUCUUAAACACA